AUGGCUAAAGUAACGAUAUUACUAAAAAUAUUUUCUCCGAUUAAAAAAACCCUUCUUUUUCUUUCCAGACAAAAUCACAGUGAAAUCGAAAAACGACGUCGAGACAAAAUGAACACCUACAUCAAUGAAUUGUCCUCCAUGAUACCCAUGUGUUAUGCUAUGCAUCGUAAACUAGAUAAAUUGACCGUUUUACGUAUGGCUGUACAGCAUUUGCGCAGUAUUCGUGGUGCCGUACACGCCUACAGCGGUGGUGACUGUAAGCCAACAUUUCUCUCAGAUCAAGAAUUGAAGAUGUUAAUACUGCAAGCCGCUGAGGGUUUUCUAUUUGUAGUGGGUUGUGACCGAGGACGUAUAUUGUAUGUCUCGGAAUCGGUAUCAAAUGUUUUGAAUUAUACACAAACAGAUUUGUUAGGGCAAAGUUGGUUUGAUGUUUUACAUCCGAAAGAUGUGGCCAAGGUUAAGGAGCAAUUGUCUUCACUGGAUCCAUGUCCGAGAGAAAGAUUAAUCGAUGCUAAAACCAUGCUUCCCGUUAAAACCGAUAUACCGCAAAGUUUAUGCCGCCUAUGUCCGGGUGCCAGAAGAUCCUUCUUUUGUCGCAUGAAAUUAAAAGCCGCCAGUAGUAGUCAGAUUAAGGAAGAGUCCGAUACAUCUUCAAGUUCCCGCAGUUCGACCAGACGUAAAUCAAAGUUAAGCAUGGAUGAGAAAUAUCGGGUAAUACAAUGCACUGGCUAUUUAAAAUCCUGGGCCCCCAUUAAAGAAGAAAAUCAAGAUGCUGACAAUGAAGAUCAAAUAACAAAUCUUUCCUGCUUAGUAGCCAUUGGUCGUAUACCCUCUAAUGUGAUGGAAGAUAAAUCAACUUCCUCCCUGGAUAAUCAUCCCAAUGUAAGGCAUGUUAAUUUUCUUUCCCGACACUCGGUGGAUGGUAAAUUUUUGUUUAUAGAUCAAAGAGCCACUUUGGCGGUGGGUUUUUUGCCUCAAGAAAUCUUGGGCAGUAGUUUCUACGAAUACUUUCAUCCCGAGGAUAUACCCGCCUUGGCUGAAUCCCAUAAAAUGGUUUUACAGGUGGCCGAAAAAGUCACUACCCAAGUAUAUCGUUUUCGCUGUAAGGAUAACCGUUUCAUACAACUGCAAAGUGAAUGGCGUGCAUUUAAAAAUCCCUGGACCACUGAAAUUGAAUAUAUAAUGGCUAAGAAUUCCGUAUUUUUAUAAGCAUUUAAAAUUCUUCCAUAAUUAGUUUUUUAAUCUCGAUCAAGGAAAUAAAUCUUAUAGAUGUGUGAGUGUGAAAGAAAA
Molecule: messenger RNA, 1290 nt
Organism: Lucilia cuprina (Australian sheep blowfly)
Lineage: Eukaryota; Metazoa; Arthropoda; Insecta; Diptera; Calliphoridae
Product: protein cycle
Exons: 4
Coding region: 1-1209 (402 amino acids)
Biological process (GO): regulation of transcription by RNA polymerase II
Cellular component (GO): cytoplasm; nucleus; aryl hydrocarbon receptor complex
Molecular function (GO): RNA polymerase II cis-regulatory region sequence-specific DNA binding; DNA-binding transcription factor activity, RNA polymerase II-specific; protein dimerization activity
Source: RefSeq, a predicted model, not a curated record